AUGUAUCUCUACCACGGGUACGAUCCGGGGGGCUACGCCUACCAAGUGCCACCUCGCUGGACACCGAAUCUGACAGGCCCGUCAGUUAAUCCCCCGUUCGUUAUUCCGCGGGUCCCAUAUGUCGAGUCAGGCAUGGGGGAACUCUCCUUGGAGGGUGAUACGAUGGAGCUAGACCCAGGCCCGCAGGCAAUCCGCUCUCCUCCUCCCUCUGCUGGUCCUUACGUCCGACCUGCUGUGCUGGAAGAUGCAGAGGAGAUUGUCCAAAUCAUCAACUGGCACAUGACGGCAAUAAAUUCUUUUGACCCGGACCUCGAAUUGCUUGAGGCUGAAAAUGUCGGCUAUUUCAUCGAGACUAGCCACUUCCGCAGACUCCCUUUCCUGGUCAUUGUCCAGCAACCGGAUACGUCUCAAAUCUCCUCGGUACCCCCAAGACCGCAGAUUGGCGGCGUUGCCUACAUCGACGCUUUCGAUGAGAUUGUCACCCAGGAUUCCAUCGGUGACCUGCGAGUGUACAUCCACCCCCAAAUGAUGCACCGCGGCUAUGGUACACUGCUUGUGGACGCUAUCCUGACUCUUUGUGACGAGCAUCACCGUCGCAGAUGCAAUGUUGAGUGGCGGCCCAUUGGGGAAGUACAGCAGGAGACGUUGCGAUUGACCCAACUGAUGUGUGUCAUUUCCUAUCCCGCCCAGCUGGAAGACAGAUAUGCAUUUACGUGGCACUGGCUGAAGAACCGAUUCGGCUUCGAAGACUUUGGCGAAUCGAGACAAGACCGCGCCAAGAAUGGCUACGAGUAUGUUAUGAUUUAUGAUUUUUUUCAUUGCCUGUGCAGGAUUGAGUUGAAGUACUGA
This is a messenger RNA of Penicillium cataractarum, 849 nucleotides long. RefSeq names its product GNAT family N-acetyltransferase. Lineage: Eukaryota; Fungi; Ascomycota; Eurotiomycetes; Eurotiales; Aspergillaceae. The record is from RefSeq and is a predicted model, not a curated record. The transcript has a single exon. The coding region runs from base 1 to 849 and encodes 282 amino acids.